Psylliodes chrysocephalus is the source of this 1782-nucleotide messenger RNA. Lineage: Eukaryota; Metazoa; Arthropoda; Insecta; Coleoptera; Chrysomelidae. The record is from the annotation of a GenBank genome assembly.
CGUUUUUCUUCUUUCCAACAGGUAUCAAAUUAUUACUAACAACAGAAAAGCAACCAAAAGAAGAUGAUGUUGAAAAUUGUAGUGUUUUCUGUGUUACUAUGGACAAUAGAAUGUUCUAGAAUAUUGGGAAUUUUUCCCACGCCGGAUGUCAAUCAUUUUUUGUUGGGAUCGCAACUAAUAGAAGCUCUAGCUAAGAAUGGCCAUCAAGUUACUAUGGUCAGUCCGUUUACACCGGAAUGGCGUAAUGAAAAUUUGACCAGUGUUGAAAUCAAGCAAGAAAUGGAAUUAGAAACAGGUAAAUUUUCUAAAUUUACAGACAAUAUAAACAUGAACUUCAUAAGUAGCACAACGAAGCUCUAUGGCGAAGCUUACGAAACCACCGAAGCCUUACUUUCAGAUCCAACCUUUCAACUUUUGUUACAAUCUGGUCAAAAGUACGAUCUAAUCAUAGCGGAAUACUUUAUGAACGAAGCCUUAUUCGGACUAUCAUCACAUUUUAAUGCUCCAAUAAUACUGUUAUCACCUUUACCGACUUCGUCUUUGAUGAACGAAUUAUUUGCUAAUCCAGCUCCGUCAGCUUUUAUUCCGAAUAUUCUAUCAGGGCACACGGGUAUCAUGGGUUUUGGAGGAAGACUUCACAAUUUCUUCUGCAACGUCUUCAAUAAACACUACAAGUAUUACGUUGCUCUACCAAAACAAGAAAAACUGUUAAAUAAAUACAUUAAUAGAGGUGCCAGUAUACAUGAGGCUAUCGAAGAUAUAAGUUUGGUACUACUAAACUCACAUUCUAGCAUCACAGAACCGGUACCACACACUCCUAAUAUGGUUGAAAUCGGUGGAAUGCAUAUACAAUCCCCCAAACCGUUACCAGAAGAUCUGGAUCAUUUUUUACGCAAAGCUAGUGGUGUGGUGUAUUUCGCGCUUAAUUCCGCUUUGAAGAGUUCCGUGUUGGGAAGAGACAAAGUUGUUGAUAUUCUAAGAGGAUUUCGGAUGUUUGCAAAAUUAAGCGUUGUUUGGAAUUUGGAUGUCGAUGAAGAUAUUGGGGAAGUUCCCGAAAAUGUCAUGAUUGUUGGGGAGAUUUCUCAUCAGGAUAUUCUUGCCCAAGAGAACGUAGUGGCUUUCAUAACUGACGGCAAUUUAUUAAGAAUAUUUGAAGCUGUAUAUUAUAAGAAACCAAUUGUUGGUGUUCCUCUGAUUGAAGACCAAAAAUCAAAUAUCGCUAGAGCCGUUCAAGAUGGAUACGGUGUAGAACUGCCGUUUGCCGAAAUGUCCGGUUAUAGAUUGUUUGAAUCCAUUAUGGAAGUUUUGAAAAAUGGACGAUAUUCGUUUAACGUACGUCAGAAAUCAAAAUUACUGAAAGAUCAACUCGUUUCACCAUUGAAAACCGCCGUUUUUUGGACAGAAUACGUCAUCCGACACGGAGGUGCCAGACAUUUCCAGUCGCCGGGAGUUUAUCUUCCAAUAUUCAAAAGACACUUGAUUGAUAUUAUUAUUGUUCUCACCAUUAUCGACAUUAUUCUAUUUCUGAUAUUUUAUUAUAUUUUCAAGCACAUUAUUCACCUUGCGAAGAGAAAGUACAAGGAGAGGAAAAAUAGAAGUUAUCAACAAAUGGAUAGAGAUAACGAUAAAGAGUGAUAUUUUCAUUAGUUAUAUAGUUUUAUGCAAGAGCUUUCGCGAAUUUUUAUUAACUGUAUUGUUAAUAAAAUUGUUUUUAGAAGCACAAUUGAUAGUGACUGUAUUUAAAAAACACCUAAUCAGUUUGAUCUAAUCUGAUAUUUUUUG